AUGAUGGCUGUACACGGAGUGCCUGCCAAAAGGAAAGAAAUUUAUAAAUAUGAGGCUCCAUGGCCUCUGUAUAGUAUGAACUGGUCAGUGCGUCCAGACAAGAGAUUUAGGUUAGCUCUCGGAAGCUUUGUGGAAGAAUACAACAAUAAAGUUCAGAUUGUAUCUUUAGAUGAAGACACUUCAGAAUUCAGUGCAAAAAGUACAUUUGACCAUCCUUAUCCUACCACAAAAAUAAUGUGGAUACCCGACAGUAAAGGUGUUUUUCCUGAUCUGUUGGCUACCAGUGGAGAUUACCUACGUGUGUGGCGAGCUGGCGAGCCAGAAACACGUUUGGAAUGUGUGCUGAAUAACAACAAAAACUCUGAUUUUUGUGCCCCACUUACAUCCUUUGACUGGAAUGAAGUUGAUCCAAACUUAAUUGGAACUUCAAGUAUCGACACCACCUGCACAAUUUGGGGUCUUGAGACUGGUCAAGUUUUGGGACGUGUCAAUCUUGUGGCUGGGCAUGUCAAGACCCAGCUAAUUGCCCAUGAUAAGGAAGUAUAUGACAUUGCAUUCAGCCGUGCUGGUGGUGGUAGAGAUAUGUUUGCAUCUGUUGGAGCAGAUGGAUCAGUUCGAAUGUUUGAUCUACGACAUUUAGAACAUUCUACCAUUAUCUAUGAGGAUCCACAACAUACUCCACUCUUGCGACUAGCUUGGAAUAAACAAGAUCCUAAUUAUUUGGCCACUGUUGCAAUGGAUGCUUGUGAAGUUAUAAUAUUGGAUGUCAGAGUGCCAUGUACACCUGUAGCACGACUUAAUAAUCAUCGUGCUUGUGUUAAUGGCAUUGCAUGGGCACCUCAUUCAUCUUGCCAUAUCUGCACUGCUGGAGAUGACCAUCAAGCCUUGAUUUGGGAUAUUCAGCAAAUGCCAAGAGCAAUUGAAGAUCCAAUUCUAGCAUACACUGCUGCUGAAGGUGAAAUUAAUCAAAUCCAGUGGGGUGCAACACAACCAGAUUGGAUUGCUAUUUGUUAUAACAAAGCUCUGGAAAUUUUGAGAGUGUGA
Molecule: messenger RNA, 1044 nt
Organism: Gryllus bimaculatus (two-spotted cricket)
Lineage: Eukaryota; Metazoa; Arthropoda; Insecta; Orthoptera; Gryllidae
Source: the annotation of a GenBank genome assembly